AUGAAGCAAACGAUCGCCUUGAAGUUGUUCCCCAUUCUGCUGGUGCAGGAAGUACUGGCAUCUCACCUGUCCUCGGACUCCAGCACCUUUACACUGGAUUCCAUUUCCGGCAAGGUGCUGAUGCUCUCCUGCGUCGUCCUGAUCACUUGCGUUUGGGUAGGCUGCGCCUACUUCAUGGCCAAUCGCCACCAGAAGGCGGUGCAGUACCUCCAGGAACAACUGGACGAGCUGUGGCUGCUGCAGGCGAAGCCCUCAGUGUGGCCACAUGCGCCCUUCAUCCCGAAUCCCCGGGCGGAGGAGAAUCCGCCGGAGUACAUUCCGCCCAGGGAUCCGGAGGAGCAGGAGGCGUUGGACAAGGAGGCGCUGGAGCGGGCCGAAAAGGCCAGGGCAUUUUUGGCGGCCAGAAACAAGGAAAUAAAGUGAGAUGAAACCCAUUUCCUUCAACUGAAACA
Messenger RNA from Drosophila teissieri, 452 nucleotides. RefSeq lists its product as uncharacterized. The coding region runs from base 1 to 423 and encodes 140 amino acids. The transcript has a single exon. The record is from RefSeq and is a predicted model, not a curated record. Lineage: Eukaryota; Metazoa; Arthropoda; Insecta; Diptera; Drosophilidae.